AUGGAUGCCCCAGAACAACUAGCGGACCAAGAUAGGGCAGACCGCCAGCCGAUUGACGUGCCUAUCCAAAGUGAUAAGGCCUAUCCAAAGGUUGUUUCCGAUUAUGGAUCCCCAACGCAGGAAACAAGCUCAAAGAAAGUUUUGGCAAUCGAGCAAUUUCAACCCAUAUUGGAGACACUGGCAGAUCUCGAUCGCGAUGACCCGAAACUUGCCUUUCAAGCGGCUCGAUCUGUGGGACUAUUUUGA
Molecule: messenger RNA, 246 nt
Organism: Penicillium antarcticum
Lineage: Eukaryota; Fungi; Ascomycota; Eurotiomycetes; Eurotiales; Aspergillaceae
Exons: 2
Coding region: 1-246 (81 amino acids)
Source: RefSeq, a predicted model, not a curated record